Messenger RNA from Oreochromis aureus, 6867 nucleotides. RefSeq names its product NEDD4-like E3 ubiquitin-protein ligase WWP1. Lineage: Eukaryota; Metazoa; Chordata; Actinopteri; Cichliformes; Cichlidae. The coding region runs from base 325 to 3210 and encodes 961 amino acids. Gene Ontology annotation, biological process: ubiquitin-dependent protein catabolic process. The transcript is spliced from 25 exons. The record is from RefSeq and is a predicted model, not a curated record. Gene Ontology annotation, molecular function: protein binding; ubiquitin protein ligase activity.
AUAGCAGUAAGCCUGUUUCGUGCCCCGACUUAUUACACGGCAGUAUUACCCCUUUUCCACUAGUAUCUACUGGGGUGGCGCGCCUGUCGCCCGUGUGUUUUGCUAGUCAUAGGCUUCUGUACAGAGAUGGCAAGAGAGCCGUAGCAGACUGAGGGGCCUGCUCGGCUGAGGAUUUUACUGACAACCGUUGCGUUAGCACACAGCAAAGAUACAGAGUGUAGGAAAGUAGAGGAACAGCGAACAAGAGGAGCCAUGGGACACGGAGUAGGCUGAACCAGAGGGUCUAGCAGCACACACCAGUUGUUUCCCACUGUGGUGUAUGACAUGGCCACGGCCUCGUCUAGAGCAGAGACUAGCCAUAACCACAGAGGAACGUCACAACUCUAUGCCAUUGUGUCCUGUGCCAAACUCAAGAGGAAGAAGAGUUCCCUGUUUGGGACUGCCAUUUAUGUGGAGGUGACAGCUGAGGGGGAGACGCGGCGCACUGCGAAAUCUCAUAGCUCCUCCAAUCCUAAAUGGGACGAGAGGCUCACUUUGAAUGUAACUCCACACACACAGGUGGAUUUCAAAGUUUGGAGCCACCACACCCUGAAAGCAGAUGCUCUGCUGGGCAAAGCCACGCUGGACCUCACUCGAGCCUUGGAAGACCAUGACAGAAAAUUAGAGAAUGUGAAGGAAGUGCUGAAGCUGAGUGCGGAGCAGAAGGGGGUGACAGUGCCCAUGGGGGAGCUGACUGUGUACCUUGAUGGACUCACUGUCACUGACCAGGAGGAACUGGCACCACUUACCAACGGCAAUGCACCAAAUGGCUCCAGUGAGCUCAGUGUUUAUGUUAGGGAGGUCCAACAGAAUGGUGACGCCAUCCAUGAAAAUGGAGAUUCAUCUUCCUCAUCCUCAAGGGCUGCCAACAGCACAGUGAAUGGUACAGACUUGGGCCCGAGGUCAGGUUCCUGUUCAGCCUCCAGUGGUGCAGAUGGUCAGGUGCCUUCAAGCUCCUGCAGCCCUGCUCUUGGUCAUGUCGUCAACGGAGACUCCACAAACAACUCAACCCCAGUCCACCAACCCUCAGACAGUGAUAAUGAGAGUAGGAUGGUCAAUGGGGAGUCCUGUGAUGCUGCUGAAGGGCAGUCGUCUGCUACAAGAAGUGAUGUGCUGCCCUCUGGAAGUGACCACGAGGACUGCAUUCAGGAUGCUGCCCUGCCAGACUCUGACACAGCACCAAAUAGCACAUCUCAACCCCCGCCAGCUUCCACAUCAUCUUCAACCUCUUCUGUUGCUGCUAAUUCUGCCACUGCCGUUGCUGCCUCCUCUUCUUCCUCCACAUUCACCUCUCCAAACCAGGGGGUCACCACGUCCUCGUCGUCAUCCUCCCCAGCGCUUGCUGAAGCAAAUGCUUCAGGAAGUGGAGGUGGUAGUAAUAGUAGCAGUGCAACAGUAACUACAGAUGGGGCCAAGCCCAGGCAGCAGGUCCCCAAUACUGGAGCCUCAGAUCCUCUUCCACCAGGGUGGGAGCAGAGAAAAGACCCACAUGGGAGAACGUACUAUGUAGACCACAACACCAGGACUACUACCUGGGAAAGACCACAGCCGCUACCACCAGGUUGGGAACGUCGAGUGGAUGACCGGGGUAGGAUCUAUUAUGUGGACCACAACACCCGCACCACCACAUGGCAGCGUCCCACUAUGGAAUCGGUGCGCAAUUUUGAGCAGUGGCAGAGCCAGCGCAGCCAGCUGCAGGGAGCUAUGCACCAGUUUAACCAGAGAUACCUCUACUCUGCAUCCAUGAUGUCUGCUGAAAAUGAUCCUCUUGGCCCACUGCCUCCUGGUUGGGAGAGGCGUGUUGACUCCAAUGAUCGAGUGUACUUUGUCAACCAUAACACAAAGACAACACAGUGGGAAGACCCUCGAACCCAAGGGCUACAGAAUGAGGAUCCUCUGCCUGAAGGUUGGGAGAUCCGGUACACAAGGGAAGGGGUUCGCUACUUUGUGGAUCACAACACCCGAACGACAACUUUCAGCGACCCCCGCACUGGAAAGUCUUCUGUCACCAAAGGCCCUCAGAUUGCAUACGAGCGCAGCUUUCGAUGGAAGCUUGCCCAUUUCCGCUACUUGUGCCAGUCUAAUGCUCUCCCAAGCCAUGUGAAGAUCACUGUCUCCAGGCAGACACUGUUUGAAGACUCCUUUCAGCAAAUUAUGGCCCUAAAGCCUUACGACUUGAGGAGGCGAUUGUACGUCAUCUUCAGAGGGGAGGAGGGUCUGGAUUACGGUGGCCUGGCCCGAGAGUGGUUCUUCUUGUUGUCCCAUGAAGUGCUGAACCCCAUGUACUGUCUGUUUGAAUACGCUGGCAAAAGCAACUAUUGUCUGCAGAUCAACCCGGCCUCAGCCAUCAACCCCGACCACCUCUCCUACUUCUGCUUCAUAGGCCGCUUUAUUGCAAUGGCACUUUUCCAUGGCAAGUUCAUUGACACAGGCUUCUCUCUGCCUUUCUACAAACGCAUGCUGAACAAGAAGCUAAUACUCAAAGACCUUGAGUCCAUUGACCCAGAGUUCUACAACUCACUCAUAUGGAUCAGGGACAACAACAUCGAGGAAUGCGGUCUGGAGAUGUUCUUCUCUGUGGACAUGGAGAUCUUGGGGAAGAUCACCUCUCAUGACCUCAAACCCAAUGGUGCCAACAUCCAAGUCACUGAAGAGAACAAGGAGGAGUACAUCAGUCUAAUGGCAGAGUGGAGGUUCUCUCGUGGGGUGGAAGGUCAAACCAAAGCUUUUCUCGACGGCUUCAAUGAGGUGGUUCCACUUCAGUGGCUCCAGUACUUUGAUGAAAAGGAGCUUGAGGUGAUGCUGUGUGGCAUGCAGGAAGUAGACUUGCAGGACUGGCAGAGAAACACUGUGUAUCGUCACUACACCAGGAACAGCAAACAGAUCAUCUGGUUCUGGCAGCUGGUGAAAGAGGUCGACAAUGAGGUGCGACUACGGCUCAUGCAGUUUGUCACUGGAACCUGCAGGCUUCCUCUGGGCGGCUUUGCUGAACUCAUGGGAAGUAACGGACCGCAGAAGUUUUGCAUUGAGAAGGUGGGGAAAGAUACGUGGCUUCCUCGCAGCCACACGUGUUUCAAUCGUCUGGACUUGCCUCCUUACAAGAGUUACGAACAGCUGAAAGAGAAGCUGCUCUUUGCCAUCGAGGAAACAGAAGGAUUUGGCCAAGAAUAGAGGGAGGAGUCCUCUUCUAUUUCCCUUCCUCUCCCAUCGCUGUUUAUUCAGCCAAGAAAAACAAACUUAAAAAAAAAUUGCACAAGAUAACCACCACUGUAUAUAAGCUAUUUUGUCAUUUCAAACCAAAUCCUAAUUUGCUGCAUAAUUGUUGCCGCAACCCUCUUCCCCCAGUCCCUAUAUAUCUAAAUAUAUAUCUAUAUAAUACACCUUCAUGAAAUAUGCAAGCAUUACAGCAUUUUGCUCUUCUGUUCAAAAACAGAAAUCAUUGAUAGUUUUGGGUUUUUUGGGUUUUUUUACACUUCCUCCACAACUGCUGACUGGCUUUUAAAAAGAGAUUGAAAUUGUUUUUGAGAGGAUUUUAUAAAGUGCAGUCUCCUUUUAAAGCUCUAGUUCUAUAGGGCUUUUAAAAGACUAGAGUAGAAGUAUGGGGGUCUGGUGCCUGAAAUUCUUGCUCCUGUCGGACCCAUAGUAAUUUUGCAAUUUUGGUGCACUUUGCAUGCUGCCUCUAAAGAUGAGAAGACUGCUAUGCCCACCCUCCACCGCACACAUAGUUGUUAGCAUGGAUCGCUCCGUUUCUAAAUAAGCUCAUUGCCACCAUUAAAAAAAUGCAGCACUACAAUUGGACUGAUUUGAAGCACAGAAACACCCAGUGUUUUGUUUUGUUCUACUGUUUUUGCUUUUUUCUCUCAAUGAAAUUCUGGGCACCAGCCCAGAAGAUGUUUGGGGAAACAAAAGAGUGAUUUUUUUUUUUUAAAUUUUAUUUUAAACACACACGUGUGAGUGUGAUGAUGGUAGGAACUUCAUGGAUUAAAGUUUCAAGCUAGAGAUCCCACAUGAGAUGUUGCAGAUUGCCUAUGCUGCAGUCUGCUUGCACACUGUGAAGCUACAAGAGCAAAGCUGGUUACUCUAACCUAAAUAAUGAGCUACAGACAGGUGACAAAUUAAAGGAGAAUAAAGUGUCUUAAAAGAUAUUGGGCCACCAGUUCUUAGAGUCUCUGGGACUCUACGAGGGGAAUAGAACAACGUUUUUCCGCAAGAUGCUCGCUAUUCCAGGUCCUCUGUGUUGGUCCAAAAUCUCCACAUUUCCACACUCAGCCCCUCCCAUUGUCAUCCCUCUCCAGCCAGAUUUGUUUUUGUAACUGAACAUUUUUAGCCCUCGACUGUAAAAGGCUGAUGAGUCGAGGUCACUGAAAUUCAAACUCGAGAGGUCAGGUUUUCUGAAAACAUGUGAAAGAUGUCGUCUAGGAUCAUCUAAAACCCUCAGAUGAGUUCAAAUCUCAGUGACCUUUAUGAGGUAUUGUUGUCACCCCACCAGGUGGGAAAAGUCACACCCAACUUUCUGAACAUGAGAGUGAGGUGACCUAGGAUUUUCAAAUUUAUAUCCCAUGUGUAUACACUAAAAACCUCGGACAAGUUCAAAUCUUGGUGACUUUGACCUCACGUUCGAGGUUCUUUAAUGUGUCACGUUUCAUUCGUCAUAAAAUAACAUGACACAUCGAAAUGAAGUCACUCGGGUCUUAGUGUUAAUAGCAAUUAAAAUAGGUAAUCCAUUUGAUUAAAAAUUAAUAAUUAAAGUAAUAAUAUAACAGUAAAAAUAUACAGUCAGAAGUGAAGUCAGAGCCAGGGCCCUAAGAUUUCAAAUUGAUACUUAUGGUAUUAAUUUGACAUCGAAUCUCACUGACUUCUACCUCAAAGUCAACAUCAGAGGUCAAGUUUUCUGAAAAUGAAUGAACCCAAGAAGGAAGUCACCUAGGAUUUUCAAAUUGACACCAUAAGUGCAGCUACUAGGAUGCUGAGGGGUGGCACUGCUGGCUGUCAGUGUUUUAAAUCAAUUACAAACUGACUCAGUCAUGUCAGCAAAUUGUCAGAUCCUAACAGAACCAGAUGCACUCGCUGUAGAGGGAAAGGCUUCAAGGCCUGUCUUUUGUUUUGGUGUGAAACACACACAUUCCCCCUACAGACCAAACAGCAUCUAACCACAUCUGUCUCCAUCCACACCAUGAACCGUCGUGCAGUGACCUCUGUAAUGAGGGCUCUACUAUGAUUUCCUCUCAGACUGUUGUUGGCGCUGUCUGUUUACAUCCUGCGUUGACAUUCUCAGUCCCCCCCCCCACAUAUCACACUGAUGCCAUUUAUUCUUGCCAGCUUCAUACAAGCGCAGACUCACCUUGGCCUCUUCCGCAUUUUUAUACUUGGCACAGAGCACGACUGGAUGCUAACUGCUUAAAUGUGCUCAUGUUGAAGCAGUCAUUGUGUUGGUCCAAUAUGUUGCCAGUUUUGCUGCAGUUUCACACGUUACAAAGUUUUAAAAAAAGAAGGCGUGUGCUUAGCUGGCUUUCUUCUUCCUCUUUGAUUGAAUUAUCUCAGACUGGAGUGUGCUAUAAAGUCGUCAUGUUUCAGAGGACAGCAGGUAUUAUCAUUGUUCUUGAGUGACAGGCAUCUAACCUAACCAACAUAAUGCACAACAAAUAAUUAUAUAAAUCAAAUUUGUCCAUGUCGUGCCACAGUGUGAGGUUCAAAAAGCAGUUGCACCCCAAGAAGGCAACUACAUUUCAUCUACACAAAAUGACGACCUGCCCCAAGCAUUCAGGUCGUAACCACAUGAUACAAUCUCAUUUAUUCACCUCCGUAUUUAGACUGAUGGCCUUAGAUUAAAAAUCUUUUGUGUCAACUCCUCAGCGUCUUAGGCCCUAAUGCAGCAUCAGUCCGAUAACGCACUGCUUUGUUGUGUGUUUUUUAUCUUUACACCCCCAAUUUCCCCUGGUCAUUUUUGUUUCUUUAACUGCCUCACUGUUAUGUUGAAACUCCAUUGUUUGUAAAUGACAACUCUGGUGCUUACUCUUUCAGUCAGUGGUCUAAAUGCAGGAAAAAAAAAAAAAGAAAAUAGCUCAGCCAGUGGCAGGCCAUUCUCCUCAUCUUUGGUGUGUGGGGUUUGUUUUUUUGUUUUAUUUAAAGACCACUGCAAACAGCAGCAAGCUGAUUUAGACUUUGAUUCCUCUGAGGAGCUCGUGAUUUAGUAAAACGAUCGGUGGUGUAUAUAACUUGUUCAGCUCUCUGAGAUGAAGAGCCGAAACGAGGGACAACAACAUGAAGAGAUGCGUUGCUCUGUAGCAAAAGGAGCCGACUUUUAAGAGACGUUAAAACUGCAUAACUGUGCUUCCUUUUGAACAGAAACCUGUAAUCAAAGAAAAUCAACUGUAUGUGAAUAUUCAUUGUAAAAAAGAGACAGUAAAUGAAGUACUUAAAUAUUAUAAUUACUUACACAGAGCCGCCGCGCCGUUGAUGGAAAUCUGUGAUGCCUUUGUUCUUAUCAGAAGUAGAUGGACGUUUCAGAUCGCCUUCAUUGCAGCCAGUAACUCGCCGAAGUAUCACGUGGAUAUCGGAAACAAAGUAGAGUUGAGUAAUGAUGCUGUAUAUCAACUGAUUAUGUAUUAAUGCAGCGGGGAAGUUGCUGCAGUUUAGGCGAUCUGAAAUGCAUCCAAACUUGUAACAUAUCGCGUGUAGAUACACACUGUAAACACAAACUACACUGUACAGAAUGCCCCUUUACUGGAGAAGAUGUGUAUAGAAGUUUCAUUUUUAAUCUGCUUUCACCCAUUUUCAAUGGAGAGAGAUUGAUUUAUGAGAUACAAAUAAAUAAGUGAAUAAACCCCC